CAACUCAGACAUCGCUCUGCGCGCCAUCACUCACUCUAACCCAAUCCGCGCCAGUCUCGCGCUCUUUCUCAUUAACAUCCACUCUCCAGUCUGUCCAUCGAGCGAGUGAGAAAUCGGAUUAUCCUUUUUGCCUCUGUGUAGCGCUUGCAUGGUGAGAGGAUAGGAUGUGCGAGUGGAUGCUGGGUGGUGAGAGGUUGGCAGAACACUCUGAGGUAGAUGCUGGGGAGCAGUUGGUUUGAGAGCUUGUUAUUUUUUUUUUGGAUUCAAAAAAAAAAAAAAAAGUGACAUUUCAUCAGCAUGGCGCGCUUUUUUUGUUAAUUAGAGAAACUGUUUUAUCAGGUAUAUUUUCACGGAUUUUCACACCGCUAUAACCAGGAUACAAAAAAAAAUACUUCUAAAACGCAUGGCGGGAGCUUGUGAGAGCAACAACUCCAGUCCUUAAUGGCAGAACUUGAAGUUUGCAGGAAUCUGAGUUUGGAAAAGGUGGAGCGAUGCAUGAGUGUGAUGCAGUCGGGGACACAGAUGGUGAAGCUGAAGGCGGGAUCCAAAGGGUUGGUGAGACUCUUCUACCUGGAUGAGCAUCGCUCCUGCAUCCGCUGGAAGCCUUCACGCAAGAGUGAGAAGGCGAAGAUCACCAUUGAUUCGCUGUACAAAGUGACAGAGGGCGGCCAAUCAGACAUCUUCCACCGGCAUGCCGACGGCAGCUUUGACCCGGCCUGCUGUUUCACCAUUUACCAUGGAAACCACAUGGAGUCCCUCGACCUGGUGACAACAAAUGCUGAAGAAGCCAGAACCUGGAUCACUGGCCUGCGCUAUCUGAUGGCCGGGAUCAGUGAUGAGGACUCGCUGGCCAAACGGCAGCGAACACACGACCAGUGGCUGAAGCAGACAUUUGAGGAGGCUGACAAGAAUGGAGAUGGUCUCCUGAACAUUGAAGAGAUCUACCAACUUCUCCACAAACUGAAUGUCAAUCUGCCGCGCAGGAAGGUCAAGCAGAUGUUUCAGGAGGCAGAUACAGACGACCAGCAGGGCACGCUGACAUAUGAGGAGUUCUCCGUCUUCUACAGGAUGAUGUCGAUGAGACGAGACCUGUUCCUGUUGAUGAUGGCGUACAGCGACAGGAAGGACCAUCUCACAGCCGAGGAGCUGGCCAACUUGCUGCGCAACGAGCAGAAGAUGUCCAAUGCGACUCCAGAAUAUGUCGUAGAGAUCAUCGACAAGUUUGAGAUGUCUGAUGAAUAUAAACAGAGAGGCGUCAUGGGGAUAGAAGGUUUUACAAGUUUCAUGCGCAGUCCAACAUGUGACAUCUUCAACCCCCUGCACCAUGAGGUGAAUCAGGAUAUGGAUCAGCCUCUGUCGAACUACUUCAUCGCCUCCUCUCACAACACGUAUCUGACGGGAGACCAGCUCCUCUCCCACUCGAAGACUGACAUGUACGCCUGGGUGCUGCAGUCUGGAUGCCGCUGUGUCGAAGUGGACUGCUGGGACGGUCCUGAAGGGGAGCCGAUGGUCCAACACGGCUACACUCUGACCUCCAAGAUCCCUUUCAAGUUUGUCAUCGAGACCAUCAAUAAAUAUGCCUUCAUAAAUAACCAGUACCCAGUAAUCCUGUCCAUAGAGAACCACUGCAGCAUCCAGCAGCAGAAGAAGAUUGCUCAGUACCUGAGAGAAAUCUUCGGAGACAAACUGAAUGUGGGAGACGUACUGAGCAGAGAAUCCAAAACCUUACCCAGUCCUCACAGCCUGCAGGGCAAGAUUCUCAUCAAAGGGAAGCGUCUGCCUGCAUAUCUUUCUGCGGACGCUGAGGAGGGAGAGGUGUCUGAUGAUGACAGCGCCGAUGAAAUUGAGGACGACUUCAAGCUGAAGAGUAGUAAUGGCAACGGUAAUCCCCAGGUGGAGUCUCACAUCAGGAAGAAACUGGACUCACUGUUAAAGGAGUCUCGGAUCGGAGAUAAGGAAGACACGGACAGCUUCAGCAUCCGAGCGCUUCUCCGAGCUACGCACCAGGGCCUUCAGAAGAACCUGCGACAGAGCUCAAAAGGAGUUUUGAAGAAAUCCCAGAGCAGAUCCUUCAUCACAACACUCAAACAGAAGAGGCACUCCAAAUCCAGGCUGACAUGUCAAAGCGUAGAGAAGGAGGAGGACGGUCAGGAGCGGUCCGGGAGGGAGGCUGGAGGACAGUUUAACAGGGGUGGCAGGAAGAGGAAGACGAUGAAGCUGAGUCGAGAUCUUUCAAAUCUGGUGGUGUUCACCAACUCUGUCGCCUCACAGGAGUGUCUGAAUGAAGGUACUCCAGGUGAUGUUUUGUCAUUCAGCGAGACCAGAGCACAAUCCCUGGUCAAUCACAAAGCAGAACAGUUCCUCGCUUUUAACCAGAGGCAACUGUCACGGAUUUAUCCCUCAGCCUACCGCAUCGAUUCGUCCAAUUUCAACCCCCAGUUCUACUGGAAUGUGGGCUGCCAGCUGGUUGCUCUGAAUUACCAGACAGAGGGCAGGAUGAUGCAGCUCAACAGAUCCAAGUUCAUGGUGAAUGGAGGUAUUGGCUACGUCCUCAAGCCCCCUCCCAUGUGUAAAGGCUCAUUCAACCCAUUCUGUGAUGACCCGCUUCCAGCUUACCCCAAGAAGCAACUCAUUCUCAAGAUCAUUAGUGGACAGCAGCUGCCCAAACCACCAGACUCCAUGCUGGGGGACCGAGGAGAGAUUAUUGAUCCAUUUGUUGAAGUGGAGAUCAUCGGCCUGCCAGUUGAUUGCUGCAAAGAACAGACAAGAGUUGUGGAUGACAACGGUUUUAAUCCCGUAUGGGAGGAGACUCUGUCAUUCACACUUCACAUGGCUGAAGUAGCGCUGGUGCGUUUCCUUGUCUGGGACCACGACCCCAUUGGAAGGGACUUCAUUGGUCAACGGACAGUUGCCUUCAGCAGCUUAAUGCCUGGUUACAGACAUGUUUACUUGGAGGGACUGACUGAGGCUUCCAUCUUUGUGCAUGUGUCAGUGCAUGAUGUCUAUGGGAAGUGGAGCCCUCUAGUCCUGAACCCCAGCUUUACCAUAAUGCACUUUCUAGGAUCUAACAAGAGUAAUCAGCUGCGAGGUAUCCGGGGUUUCUUUAACCGUUCUUCCAAGACCUCUGUGGAUGCAAACUCUGAUGGCAUGCGGAAGCGCUCCAUAAGUGAUCACCUCCUGCGGCGUACAGCCAGUGCCCCAGCAAAGGGACGCAAGAAGACCAAGAUGGCACUUUCAGAGUCAGUGGCUUCGAUAUCAGACCAAAAGAAUGGCACAGGUGCAGAAGAAUUAGGAGAGGGCAUGUCGGGAAAGGAGGAAGGGGUGGAAAAGCGUCCACAGACCAGAGCCCCCCUCACCCACAGACCUAUCUCCAUGCCCUUAGACAGGCUUCUUCAAGGGCAGCUAUCUCUCUGCUCCCCAGACAAGGAGCAGCAGGGUAUGGGUGCAGACACUGUCAUCGGAGGUUUUCCCUUCAACCGGCCAAGGUCUUCCUCUUUGGACCCUUUCAUCGAAUCAUCCGUCUUUAUUGACCCAAGCAUGUCUUCCCCUUCAAAGACAUACACCAACAGAAAUAAAGAAUUUGACCCAUCAGAGGAGACUUCAUAUCUGGUUAUUGGUGGAGGAGAAGUGAAAAGGGAAGAGGAUUAUGCCAAUUACCAAUCGAAAGACAAUGGAGUCCAGAAAUGCAUGAUCAUCUCCACAGAAACAGAGAAAAACUGUUUCAUAUCACCUUGCACCAACAGCCAUUUGCGAUCAGAUAAACCAGAAACAUCAUCAAGCAGCACAACAUUCACAGUUGCAGCCUCAGUCUCCUCCUCCUCCUCCUCUGCCCUAUCCUCAGUAGCCCCGUUGUCCCCAGUCUGUUUUAAUUGUGAUCUGAGGAGUCCCAGCUCUUUGCAUGAGAGCACUAUCUCAAGGCUCAUUGAUGAAGUGUCCUUAGGCAAUGAGCAAGACACAGGUGGCUCUAUAUCUGCUCUGAUUGGUGAGUUUGAAAGCACAGUUGACCAAAACGAACUCACAACUUCAACUCAUGUUCCUUUCCCUUUGCCAGAUGAUUUAAAAUCUCCUCUGAAGACCAACACUGCAUCUCCAACAAAGAAACAAUUAAUAAGUCCCCGGAAAGUGGCUAAAAAAAUGAAUCAUGCAACUUGUGAGACCAAUUCACCCCACAAGAUUUCUCUGGCAGAGGCACCUGCAUCAACCCUGUUUUCCAGCCCAGAAACAUCUGAGAUUGAGGAGGUAUACACCAUACUGGAUGAAGAGGUGCUUUUGCCAGUAUCAGUCUACAACCUGAGGAAACAGACAGUCCAUGUUCAGGCAGACACUGUAGAUAACACACCCUCAAGCAGCUUGGGGUCCUCUCCAGCAAAGGUGAUUAAGGGUUCAGGGAAAGGACACAAUGUCAACGUGGGCUGGGAUGAUAUCCACAGGAGGAGGGACCAAUGUGAAGAAAUUGAGGAGAGUAUUUAUGAGGAGGUUUAUGAUCUCCCAGCACCAAAAACAGAAAUGAAGCAAGACAAUUCUAAAAGGUACACAAACUCUUCUGGUAACCAGUUUAAUUAUCGCCCAGCUGGAAAUUAUUUGAAUGAAGUGGAGAUAAAUGUUGAUGAAGAUCCAUUGGAUAAGAUGCUGACCUCACCAAGACAUGGCAGCCAAUGGGAGGGGUGUAUAAGUCCAACAAAACACCAUGCUAUUUACCAAAAUCAUGAGUCCACUCCUAACUACUCCCAACAACAACAGCAUUCAUUAUACCAUGAUCCUAAAAAACAAUACCCAUUGCAAGUAUCUAGUGCAUCAUUCUCACCAUGUCCCUCCCCAAUGCAUCAACCAUCCUAUCACCAGUCCAAUAACCAACAACAACAGAGCAACUCCCAUCCUUCUCCCUUCCACAAACAUGUCCACUCAAGACCCUCAAAACCUAGUUCCCUGCAUAAGAACAGCUACCCUGUUCCUCAUAGCAAUUCCGAGGUGGGCAACAACAGCAGAGACUUCAACAGUUCUUACAGACAACACAAUUGCUAUAGUAGCAGCCAAAUCCUAAGCAAGUCGUUUCAAGACAGGCUUGGGUAUAAACAGAUGGAGAGGGAGCAAGAAAAAAGGUGCUUCCACAAUGGUUUGUCCUCUUCUGACAGUCCCCCUGUCCAAUCUGCUGUAAAUAUCUGUAUGGACAGAGGCCUAUACUCCCCUUCUACAGACAGUGAAGCAGUGUACAGUUUACCAGACUAUGAUUGCUUUACUCCCCCGUCAGAGCCUUCAGCUCCUCAAAACACACAACCACACUGCCAAAGUCCAACCGGAUCAUACACCCCAAAGCAGUCAUGGAAUCAAAAUACUUCCUUGACCAAUAGUAGGCACCAGACACAGCUUGAAUCCAGAGUUUCCCUGAAUUCUAAUUUAGGCCCAUUGUCAACAAAACCCAAGUCUAGCACCAUAGAGUCAACAGGCCCCAGUCCAUGUAAGUCCAAGUCCCUGGGAGACCUGACUUCUGAAGACAUAUCAUGCAACUUCCAGGGCAAAUACCACAUUAUUAGUCGCAGUUUCAUAACUCCCCAAAUGAGGAAGCAAAAACGGUUUGGCACCAUGGGGGAAGUACAUUUCCAGUCCCAGUCUUGUGAUCCCCUCACAGAACAGCUACGUAAACUGGUCAGUCUGGAGGGGGAUGAUAGUGACAGAGAAAGACCUCAGACGCCUCAACUGUGCCUGGGCACUAAACUUGCAUCGUCACAGCCUCAGGCAACAAGUACAGCUCCAGUCUUACCCAAAAAUGUAGAUGAUUCCCCUCCACUCCUUACCCGCCGCCUCUCCUCUCGGAGCCAAAGCAGAGUGCGUCACAUCAACAGUCGUGCCCGUGAAAGACAGCAAGAGGCUCUAAAGCCUCGGGCAGGUGCCUUGAUCAAUAGCACCACCAGCAUGGGUGGGGUGGUAUUGAGGAACAAACCAGCCUCACAGAAUCCACCAGUUAACAGACACUCUACUGGUUCUUACAUAGCAGGCUACCUUGGUCAGCUGGAGGACAGGGGACUUCCUGAAGGGGCUUGUACAUCAUUACAUUAUGGAAAAGGGGAUCACUAUGGAGAUCACUACUAUACUGAUGACUCUCUUCCAGCUGCUGACUCCAACAGAUCUGUGUCGGAGCCUGAAGUCUACUUUCUGCUCAGACUCUAGCUAUGUCCAUAACCUAUUAUAAUAUAAAUGAACAAGCAGGCAAUCCUGCUGAUGUUCCUAAACACCAAAAGCGAGAUCAGAAAAGAAACACUUCUCAUAUUCACAGACCAUUAGGUCUCCAUAAUAUUUGGCUUUUAAUAGAGAAGGACAUAGUCCACAAAAUGUUGGUGAAUCUUCAAACUAAUUCCAUGGUUGAAUCUGACAGCAUGAAUUUCCUGUAUGAAAUGUGCACUAUUCAAUAGUGAAUGGUCUUUUUAGUCUGGAAAUGUAUUGUGUAUAUUCUGCUAAAUGUGUAAAUGUACCUUGGAACGUUGAUUCCCUCCUACUGGCUUCAUAGACUGAUUGUACAGAUUCUUGUUAUCUUUGUCCGAUUGAUGUCUUGUCCAAACUGCAAACAUUGACUAUGAAGCAAAUAUGAAUAAUUGGGCUUUAAGCAAAGAGGGAAUGUUUUUCUUUGUAGCAUUUGAAUGUGCAGUGUAACGAAACAGCCACUUCUAACAGAUUUGAUUAAUCUUUAAAGAUCAAAUGAAAGUCUUCCUGCUCUUUUCAGUGUUAAUUAUUUUAUUUGUGUAACAUGUACAUAUAUUUGUCUCUCUUCUUGAUCUGAGAUUGGCUCUUAGUUGAGAACCAGUUCCAACUGUACAUAAAUAUUUGUGCAUGUUACCUGUGAACAUGUCAGGCAUGACUAUGCACCAAUUUUUACAAUGGAUGUUGCAUUGCCCAAAAACAUUUGCACAGAACAAAUAGUUGCAUUGGAUACAACGGGGGAGAAAUAAUUGUUUGUAUUGAGUGCAUUACAAUACACAAACUUCCAUGCUAGGACAAGUUACUCAAUAUGAUCUGUAGACUAAACAUUAUUGCAAAUUUUAAAGAUUUUUAGUUUAAUGGUUUUUAUUUUUAUAAUUGCUUUGAUACAGACAGCAAAAAUAAUCCAAAAUGUUUUGUUGGUCAUGGUUAUUUUAUUUUGUAUAACUUAAUAGAAUAAAAGGUAAACUUUGACAACUAUAGAGGGUGAAGCUAAGGAAGGCAGGGUGGCAAAGGACCUUUUUUUUCUUCAGUGUUCCUUUUUUAAAUGUAUUGUUGUCUAUGACUGUGAGCAUUUUCCUACCAAUGCAAUAAAAAAAAUGAAAAUUUGAUUUAAACAAAA
Molecule: messenger RNA, 7312 nt
Organism: Labrus bergylta (ballan wrasse)
Lineage: Eukaryota; Metazoa; Chordata; Actinopteri; Labriformes; Labridae
Source: RefSeq, a predicted model, not a curated record